Pomacea canaliculata is the source of this 2739-nucleotide messenger RNA. RefSeq lists its product as uncharacterized. Lineage: Eukaryota; Metazoa; Mollusca; Gastropoda; Architaenioglossa; Ampullariidae. The transcript has 6 exons. The record is from RefSeq and is a predicted model, not a curated record. The coding region runs from base 1 to 2148 and encodes 715 amino acids.
AUGGGAGCAGAACUUCAGAAAUCGGGCCGGCCGGCGGAAAGAGAACAGACAUUCUGGCUGCAGUGGAUUCAGUACGCCUUCCCCGAUCUGGACUCUCACGCCUACUUCCUGCCUCCUGUCCACGUCAACCGCGUGCCGAUGACCAGAGAGGUGAUUGCUGGUCAGGAAGUUUUGGUCCUUCAGGCAUCAGCCGGACAGACCGAUCAGUCCAAACAGACGAUGAUGAAAUCACAAUGUGCUGUAAAGUCUUCCAUUCGUCAGCCUACUCGGGUCCAGGACAGCGAUGUGAGAGAUGACGACGCCAUGCAGCGGGUUUUGUUUUGUCUCAAGAAAAUGUCGGAACUAUACAGCGAAGUUUUUGUUGGACUCAUCCAACUUCAGUUCGGAAAGUACCUGGGGGAACCUUGUUAUGCUGCUGCAGCUGCCGCGACUACCCGCCUGCCCCUCCCGGCCAACCUUCCUCCUGCUCUGCCGCGAAACUGGAAAGAUGGCGACUUUGAUGUGCUUGUUAUUCACCGUUGUUACGGUUUAGUCGUCUGCGAGAUCAAAUCCGUUGGAAGCAACCUAAAACAACUGAAUUUGUCAAAACAAAAUGAAGACAGCAUCAUUAGAAAGAAACUGAAAGAAGCAAUCUCACAGUUGGACAAAGCGGAGGCCAUGUUGUCUCACCUGGUGUCGGACAUUGCUAACGGUCUGCGCAUCACUAAGACGAUCGCUGUUCCUAACCUCACGGUUAGUCAGGUACAACAGUCUAUUUCCGGCGAUCCACAACUGUCUCAGGACUUGUGUCGGUGUCUGGGAAUAACCGAUCCCGCCGCCAUCGCUGGUUUGUGCCUUUGCUCUGAUCAGUUGUUCGACCCCAAGACACCGUGGGACAUCAGUGAUGGCUUGGUGAGGGAACUCGAGAACUGGUGGCAGCGACGUGUGGCUGGGUUUGGCCCUGACAGUCACAUGACCCGUGGCUUGUACAGGAUACUGGUAGCUAGGUUCUGUGGUCCGGCGACAACAGUGACUGUACCAUCCACAUCUCCUGUACGUCUGAGUGUCAAAACCCUGGGUCAGGCUGUGUCCUGGACGGGAGAGUGCUACACUGCUCAAAUAACACUGUUCCCGGAGCAAGUUCAACUGCUCAACAUGGCGCCGUCCAGACUGUUUGUGGCUGGACCACCAGGUACAGGUAAAACCGUUGUGCUGCUGCUGAAGAGCACAGACUGGUUUCUGUGUGGCCACGCUGUCCAUAUCGUGAGUACCUGGCGGGGGAGUCGUGCAGCGAGCAUCAUGUUGUAUCACCUGCUGCAGACUGUAAGCACACAAGGGGCAGCAGGUGUGGCACCCGGUGAGAUUCACAUACAUCACUAUGAUUUUGACCAAGUUCUAGACUUGGAAGAGGCCGUGGACGACUUGUCAGAGAUGGCGAGCGGAGGGCCACUGUACGUCAUCGCUGAUGAAGCGGGUCCUGAAUACAGAAAGUUCCCGGCUUUCUGUGCCAAGCUGCUGACACGAGUUCCUCUUCUCCAUCUUUGGGCGGCAAGUUGUUACCAUGGAUUCGCGCCCGCCGGCUGGCAAGUGGAAUAUUUAACCAGACCUCUCCGCUCUCCGCCAGCUGUGAUCAGGGAAAUCGAGCAGGACUUGAAUAUCGCUAGCUUUGACGUCCACCCUUACAGUAAGCGUGGGGUACCCGACUACACAGACGGUCCGCCAGUCAGGCGACUGUCUCACAAUGGUCAGGGUCACUCAGGUGAUUGGCCAGGUGGAUGUGUCACGUGCGGUCGUGAGGUGGCCAGCCUGCUACACAAACUACAUGUUGGUGUUCCGGAGACUGCAUCCGCAGGCCCACCCGGUCUGCAGUGGAGAGACGUUCUGGUGUUGUAUUGGGGUGACAACAGUAACAACUCGGGUAUGGUGAAGGGUCUGAGAGACGCGGGUAUUCCAGUGCGGGUGAUGGAAGAGGAUGAAAUUGAGGACGUGGCCACUGCGCGCACCAACGUGGUGUGGGUGACGGAUGGAGACGGUGUUCGUGGUCUGGAGAGAAAAGUUGUCGUCUGCCUCAAGCCUCGUGUUAUCGAUGACCGACUGUACGCCAUCUCCCGGUGUACGUCACAGCUCAUAAUUGUCUCUCCUGAGGACGAGCAAGGUGCUUGUGAAUGAAACUCUCUCUCUCACCUGUUGUAGUGUCUGUCUCUCUUCCAUUCCAAUGCCUUACCACAUAAUGCCAUUUAAGUGAGGUAACAUUUCUUGUCUUGCAGCACCAGGUGACAGACAUCACACAACUUGUCAACAUUAUUCUCUGUACAAUCUAGUAACUUUGUUAUUUUCUGUAAGCAAUAGUAUUCUUUGUACACAAUGUUAUCAACAUACCAUUCUGUGUAAACAAACAACAUUUUGUUCUCUGUACUAAGCAAAGAAUGUUAUUCUCUGCUCAUACUAAUAUUAUUAACAUUUUCUUUGCCCCCGUGAUAUCGUUAAUAUAUUAUUCUUUGUAGAUUUAUCAACAUUUUCUGUACACAGCUAAAAUUUUAGACGCAUUCUUUGUGCACAGGCAAUCUUAUCAAAGCAUUACUUUUUAUAGACAACUAAAACUGUAUUUUCAACAUAUUCUCUGAAUAAUUAUAUCAAUGUGGUUCACUAGUACACCCCACAUUCAUUAGAAAUAGGCAGCAAUAUUGUACACUCUGUAUUAAAUGCUGUUCUGGUGUAUGAAUACUGUUUCAGAAAAUACGAAAUGAUUAAAAAAUGUUG